UCGAUGGCAGCGCGAACCACAGCGAGAACACUUUACGGAUAUUCUUGGUGACUUUAGUGGAAAGUGGUCAUUGUGUAGAGGCGUCCGAUUACGCAAUUUACGUGAACGUUUGGUCGUAGCUAAGGCCCAGGUCACAGGAAAUGGUUCCACAGUGGACACACAAAUUGGAGCAGCACAGUGAAUAAGAGACACGGCGUUCAAAUAAAUAUUCGGGAUCAACUAAACUCAUAAAAGAGCUGAACAACCUUGUCACAGUUCUUGAUAUGGAGAGUGAAUUUGUGAAAAAUGCGAUGUGAAAUAAAAUAAAGUGGACGACGGGAGGAACUCUUCCCACGCUUCUCCACCUCUGAAGAAUGGCAGGCCUGAAGCUUGUCACCCCGGCCACAUCUCCCAUGGGGCCUUUUUUUGGGCUUCCAUGGCAGCAGGAGGCUAUCCACGAUAAUAUCUAUACACCUAGAAAAUAUCAGGUAGAACUUCUUGAAGCAGCUCUUGAACAUAAUACAAUCGUCUGCUUAAAUACUGACUCAGGGAAGACAUUUAUUGCAGUUCUACUAACAAAGGAGCUUUCCCACCAAAUCCGUGGACAAUACCCAGGAAAUGCGAAGAGGACUGUAUUCCUUGUCAACUCAGCCUUGUCUGUGGUUCAGCAAGCAGCUGCAGUCAGGACUCACUCUGACCUCAAUGUGGGAGAGUACACAGAUAUGGAGGAGACUUCAGCAUGGACUUGCCAUCAGUGGCAUGAAAAGAUAAUCAAUAAACAGGUGCUGGUUAUGACUUGCCAUAUAUUCCUGCACAUACUAAGGAAUCAAAUCUUAACUUUGUCAAAAAUUAACCUGGUGGUUUUUGAUGAUUGUCAUCUUGCCAUCGCUGAUCACCCCUACUGUGAGAUAAUGAAGCUUUUUGAUGGUGGCUUGUGCAAUCCUCGCAUUUUGGGUCUCACAGCCUCCAUUCUGAAUGGAAAGUGUGACCCAUCAGAUCUUGAGCAGAAAAUCCAGAAUUUGGAGCAAGUCCUGAAGAGCAACGCUGAAACUGCCACUGACCUUGUAGUUCUUGACAGAUAUGCCUCACUGCCAAGGGAAGUUGUGCUGGACUGUGGCCCCUAUCUGGAUAAGAGUGGGCUCUCCUCUCGUCUACAAGUGGAGUUAGAGGAAGCUCUUGACUUCUUGAAUGAUUGUAACAUAGCUGUUGCAAAAGAAGACAGAGGUCCCACAAUCAUUUCCUGUCAGGUCCUGAGUGACUGCAAGGCUGUGCUGCAGGUGCUGGGGCCCUGGUGUGCAGACAAAGCAGCAGGUAUCAUGGUGCGUGAGCUCCAGAAGUACAUCAAGCAUGAACAGGGAGAGCUUAACCGCAAGUUUCUGCUGUUCACCGACACGAUUCUCCGAAAAGUACAUGCCCUUUGUGAGGAACAUUUCUCUCCUGCCUCCCUGGACCUCAAGUUUGUCACACCAAAGGUUCUCCGCCUGUUGGAGAUCCUGCAUGAAUACAAGCCCUUUGAACGGCAGCAGUUUGAGAGUGUAGAGUGGUACAACAACCGGAAUCAGGACAACUAUGUUUCUUGGAGUGAUUCUGAAGAAGAAGAUGAGGAUGAAGAGGUCGAGACCAAAGAGAGGCCUGAAGCCAACUUUCCUUCACCAUUCACCAACAUUCUAUGUGGAAUUAUCUUUGUCGAGAGGCGUUACACUGCGGUCGUCCUAAAUCGUCUUAUCAAAGAGGCUGGAAAGCAAGACGCAGAGCUGUCUUACAUCAGCAAUAACUUCAUUACUGGCCAUAGCAUUGGCAAGAACCAGCCACGGAACAAGCAGAUGGAGGUGGAAUUCAGGAAGCAAGAGGAGGUUCUCCGCAAAUUCCGGGCUCAUGAAACCAACCUGCUGAUUGCCACAAGCAUUGUGGAGGAAGGUGUGGACAUUCCAAAGUGUAACUUGGUGGUGCGGUUUGACUUGCCAACUGAAUACAGGUCCUAUGUCCAGUCCAAAGGCCGAGCUCGAGCUCCUGUAUCCAACUACGUUAUGCUGGCUGAUAGUGACAAGACCAAAAGCUUUGAAAAGGAUCUUGGUACUUACAAGGCCAUAGAAAAGAUCUUGAGAAACAAGUGCUCCAAAUCUGUGGAGGUUGGUGAGUUUGAAGGAGAGCAAGUGUUGGAUGAUGACAACAUCCUUCCUCCAUACGUGCUUCAAUCUGAGGAUGGAGGUCCCCGGGUCACCAUAAAUACGGCCAUUGGACACAUUAACAGGUAUUGUGCUCGGCUGCCCAGUGACCCCUUUACCCACUUGGCUCCCAAGUGUAAAACUAUGGAGACGCAAGACGGAAGAUUCCAGUCUACACUUUAUUUACCCAUUAACUCCCCACUAAGAGUGCCUGUUAAGGGUCCAAAAAUGAAUUGUGCCAGAUUGGCAGAGAAAGCAGUUGCACUGCUUUGUUGUGAGAAACUCCAUCGAAUAGGUGAGCUGGAUGAUCAUUUGAUGCCAGUCGGGAAAGAGACCGUAAAGUAUGAGGAAGAGCUCGACCUUCAUGAUGAAGAGGAAACCAGCGUUCCUGGCCGGCCUGGCUCAACAAAGAGGAGGCAGUGCUAUCCUAAAACUAUACCAGAGUGUUUGCAGGACAGUUAUACUGUACCCGAGCAUACUUACUACCUAUAUGUCAUUGGGAUGGUCCUCACCACGCCACUCCCGGAUGAGCUCAACUUUCGCCGACGGAAGCUUUACCCACCAGAGGAUAGCACCCGGUGUUUUGGGAUCCUGACAGCGAAACCCAUACCGCGAAUCCCCCAUUUUCCGGUCUACACACGCUCGGGUGAGGUGACUAUCUCCAUUGAGCUACAAAAGUCCGGCUUCAACCUCACCGCCACUGAGCUUGACCUCAUCAUUCGCCUGCACCAGUACAUCUUCUCCCAUAUCCUCCGCCUAGAAAAACCUGCACUCGAAUUCAAGCCUACUCUUGCUGAUUCUGCUUAUUGUGUUCUACCUCUCAAUGUUGUUGGAGAUUCCAACACGCUUGAUAUGGACUUCAAGUUCAUGGAGGAUAUUGAAAAGUCUGAGGCUCGAACUGGCAUUCCGACGACUCAUUACACCAAACAGAACCCCUUCACCUUCAAAUUGGAGGAUUACCAGGAUGCUGUCAUCAUUCCAAGGUACCGUAACUUCGACCAGCCACAUCGCUUUUAUGUCGCUGAUGUGUACACAGACCUCACACCUCUUAGCAAGUUUCCUUCACCAGAAUAUGAGACGUUCGCUGAGUACUACAAAACUAAGUACAACCUGGACCUGUCCAACCUGAACCAGCCACUCUUGGAUGUUGACCAUACCUCAUCCAGACUGAAUCUCUUAACACCCCGUCACCUGAACCAAAAGGGCAAAGCACUGCCCCUCAGCAGUGCAGAGAAGAGGAAAGCAAAAUGGGAAAGUCUGCAGAACAAACAGAUCCUGGUUCCAGAACUUUGUGCCAUACACCCCAUCCCUGCAUCCCUUUGGAGGAAGGCAGUGUGUUUGCCCAGUAUCCUCUACCGUCUCCACUGCCUCUUGACAGCAGAGGAACUCAGAUCCCAGACAGCCAGUGAAGCUGGAGUUGGAUCACAAAUUCUUCCUCCUGAUUUUAGGUAUCCAAACUUGGACUUUGGGUGGAAGAAAUCAAUUGACAGCAAAAUAUUCACAUCCUUAAGUGAGGAUAAUGACCUUCAUCGUAAGCACCAGUCACCUGAUUCCAUUUCAGUCAUGGAUGAAAGUCAUCUUCAGCAUUCCCAAGCCAUUGUCAGUUCUGACAAGAACUUUCUGAACGGCACUACUCUAAUUCCUGACAAUGGUGGCAUCAGCCUCCCAGUAGGAGAGCACAUUCACCUACAUAACUGUCAAUGCUCCCAGUGUCAAUUUCUUGAACUGCUUCAUCCUGAAACAAUGCAAAUCCCUACCUCAGUUCCUGUGCAGCCCUCUCACAGCUUGAAGAAUCCCGGCACGUGUCCUCCACAGCAUAGUGAUGAAUGUACACCAGAAAGGAACAUAGGCCACAAAAAUAAUGCUACCUCAGCCUACGGACAGGCCGAAGAGUGUCCCAGUGCUCACAAAGCACGCAAUCUUGCUGCUGUCCUGCAUCCCAGUGAAGUGGCAGGAGACUCGAUAAAAAGCCUGGGCCCCAACCCUGGCCUUAUCCUGCAGGCCUUGACCCUUUCCAAUGCCAGCGAUGGUUUCAACUUAGAGCGGCUGGAAAUGCUGGGAGAUUCGUUCCUCAAGCAUGCCAUCACCACAUAUCUGUUUUGCACCUACCCUGAUGCCCAUGAGGGCAGACUCAGCUACAUGCGCAGCAAGAAGGUGAGCAACUGUAACCUGUACCGCUUGGGGAAGAAGAAAGGACUUCCCAGCAGGAUGGUGGUGUCCAUCUUUGAUCCCCCCGUCAACUGGCUGCCUCCUGGCUAUGUCGUUAACCAGGAGAAGACCAUUAAUGACAAACUGGAUUCUGAUGAGGCCAAAGAAGAGCUUUUUCCUAAUGGAUGUUCUGGUCAUGACUGUGGUAGAGAGGCGGAAGAGGUCACUGAUGAGGGAGACCUACUUUUGAAGGAGGAGCCAAAAGAUGAGGUCAACAUAGAGGAUGACCUGGAGUACUACAAGGAACACAUCAAAUUCAUCGACAACAUGCUGCUAGGAUCUGGUGCAUUUGGCAAAAAGAUCUCUCUGAGCAGCUUCCCACCCUCUCUAACCACUGCCUCAGGCUCAUCACCAUCCAUGGAGACCCCAUAUGAAUGGAAGGUCCCAAAGAAAAACCCAUUUCCCUCAGCCCACCACCACUGUGAGACACUACCCACAGUUCCUUCAGCUGAGGACUUUGAUUACAGUUCAUGGGAUGCAAUGUGCUACCUGGACCCCAGCAAGGCAGGUGAAGAGGAUGACUUUGUGGUGGGUUUUUGGAAUCCAUCAGAGGAGAACUACGGCACUGAGCUUGGAAAGCAGUCAAUCUCUUACGACUUGCACACAGAGCAGUGCAUUGCAGACAAGAGCAUCGCUGACUGUGUUGAGGCUCUGCUUGGUUGCUAUCUGACCAGCUGUGGAGAGAGAGCUGCCCAAAUGUUCCUGUGCUCAUUGGGUUUGAAGGUGUUACCACUUGAGAGAGGGAGCUUGACUGGUGACUUUUCCUACGGCUGGUUGAAAAUCCCACCACGCUGUAUGCUGGAACAUCCAGAUGCAGAGCGAACACUCAACCACCUUAUCUCCGGCUUUGAGAAUUUUGAAAAAAAGAUCAACUACACAUUUCAGAACAAGGCUUACCUACUGCAAGCCUUCACCCAUGCUUCCUACCAUUACAACACCAUUACAGAUUGUUACCAACGAUUGGAGUUUCUUGGUGAUGCAAUUCUGGACUACCUCAUUACAAAGCACCUUUAUGAAGACCCGCGGCAGCACUCGCCUGGUGUACUGACUGAUCUGCGCUCAGCACUUGUCAACAACACCAUUUUUGCCUCUCUGGCCGUAAAGUAUGACUACCACAAGUACUUCAAAGCUAUCUCACCUGAACUUUUCCACGUUAUUGAUGACUUUGUGCAGUUUCAACUGGAAAAGAAUGAGAUGCAAGGCAUGGACUCUGAGCUACGACGCUCUGAAGAAGAUGAGGAGAAAGAGGAAGACAUUGAAGUCCCCAAGGCUAUGGGUGAUAUCUUUGAGUCACUCGCUGGAGGCAUUUACAUGGACAGUGGGAUGUCAUUGGAGAUGGUGUGGCAAGUGUAUUAUCCAAUGAUGAGGCCACUUAUUGCCCCGCAGAGAGAACUUACGACGGGAAGGUCCGGGUUACAGUGGAAGUCGUCGGAAAGGGCAAGUUCAAAGGAGUCGGACGGAGCUACCGUAUUGCCAAGUCGGCGGCGGCCCGACGAGCUCUGCGCAGCCUCAAAGCCAAUCAACCUCAGGUCCAAAACAACUGAGCUCUUCUCAGCAUUAAGCACCUACGCUCUUGAUGCUUAUGGAGAAAAAGCAGUAUUUGCUAUCCAACACAACACAAUGCUAGGUAGGCCCUACGUGUUAUACUAAGUGAUGAACGUCUGGGGCAGCCAGGGAACACUGUGUGGAGAUGCAACAGAAGAGGCUGACUUUUUUACAACAGAUUUGACAUCUGAUCUUUUUCAUUGUUUUUGCGCAAACACAAUCUUUAUUUUGCUCUCUUUGCUUUGGUGUAAUUAUGAAUGCUUUAUUAACAUUAAGCAAAGUGUUGAAAAUGGUCAGGUUGCAAUGUGUAUUGCUAUUUUCCCUCUUAACCUCAUCAGUAAUUAAGAUGAUGCAUAUGCCUGUUCUGUUCUCACUUUGUGCAUAGUUCAAUAAAAGUGUAAAUCGAUGUGUAUAGCUAGGAGAAAUACAAGAAAUGCUUAACUCCUCAGCCUGUGCAUUACAGCCAGUCAGUUUGUUUGUUUAAAAAAUGCUAGCAGCAGACGUACAGUAGCUACCAGAUUCCACUGGAGAGAAAAAAAAAAAAAAAACAC
Messenger RNA from Phycodurus eques (leafy seadragon), 6448 nucleotides. It is a transcript of the gene dicer1, whose product is annotated as dicer 1, ribonuclease type III. Gene Ontology annotation, biological process: siRNA processing; apoptotic DNA fragmentation; pre-miRNA processing. The coding region runs from base 354 to 6002 and encodes 1882 amino acids. The record is from RefSeq and is a predicted model, not a curated record. Gene Ontology annotation, molecular function: deoxyribonuclease I activity; protein binding; RNA binding. Gene Ontology annotation, cellular component: cytoplasm; nucleus; RISC complex. The transcript has 28 exons. NCBI's taxonomy places the organism in Eukaryota, Metazoa, Chordata, Actinopteri, Syngnathiformes, Syngnathidae.